Molecule: messenger RNA, 2965 nt
Organism: Paramacrobiotus metropolitanus
Lineage: Eukaryota; Metazoa; Tardigrada; Eutardigrada; Parachela; Macrobiotidae
Product: mediator of RNA polymerase II transcription subunit 25-like
Exons: 6
Coding region: 170-2665 (831 amino acids)
Biological process (GO): positive regulation of transcription by RNA polymerase II
Cellular component (GO): transcription regulator complex; mediator complex
Source: RefSeq, a predicted model, not a curated record
UUAUACCUUUGCAAACACGACAAAAGAAAUUUUGUCUACAUACGAUCCCAUACGAAAAUUUAUAAUGGAAAUACUACAAAAUAUUUUCGUUUGAAAUUUUGACUUAAUCGGCAUUAGACUGGAUUAUCCGAUCGGAUAUUUUCCCGUCUAUCUGGCUGCCAGCGCUGGGAUGAGCGUGAAUUAUGACCACGCGCAGUUGUACACGAUCACACAGAUAGAUCCCGCGGAAGCUCUCCAGCUGGUAGCCAUGGAUGGGUUUGAACCGAAAUUUUUAGAAUUUGAACCAACAGGAAUUGCCAGCGUUCCUGUUGUGGAAGACACGACAUCUAUGCAGAUAUCUGUGCCACCAAAGUACGCUGUGGUGUUCCUGGUAGAAGCGACUGGCAAGCUGGAAAGGCAUAUGCCUCUUUUGAAAAGCGCUUAUAUCUCGCCAGUUCUAUCCUAUUUCAAGGCUGUCAAUUCAGCAGACGGAGACUCAUCCAGCUAUGGUUGGAUCAAGGACGCGUGGUAUGGAUUCGUGUUUUAUUAUUCCGGAGAUGCGCCCAUCGGUCAGGAAACUUACUGCGGUAUCCAACCUACAGAUAACGAAGAGGCAGUGCUGGAAUGGUUCGACCACAUUCCCGCUGAUCGCGCAUCAUUCCAGUUAUCUUACGAGUGCUGUUUUCUCGAAGCCUUGUCGACGGGAGUACGAUACAUGCACCGACUCAUCUCCAAGCAUCUCAAAGACCAACCGGUGGAAAAGCAUUUCAUUGUCGUCGGUCAGUCGACUCCGUUCGAAGAUGCCGUGAUGACCAAUCCCAAUCGUCCUCGCACAGUGGCCGACGCCCCGAAUUUUCUCCUACAGGAAGACAUCCAUUUUUCGGUGAUCUGCACCCGCCGGAAUAAGUUCCUUCGUGAAAUCUUUGAGGGUACGCAGCAUCUUAGUUCCUUCGUCGAGACGAGUGCUAACGUCAAUCCGAUGCAUAUGGUUUUGCUGAACAAUAUCACCAUCCGUCCGGUGCCUGAGAAAGCAUCUCCGUCCAUCCCGUUGGAUGCGGGAUUAAUUAGCCCGGCCACGCAGCCGAUGGAUACAACGCCAGUUGUUCCAAUGGAACAACAGUUACCGGCACGCCCACAGACGGUGGACUUGUCGCCCGCUCCAGCACCUCUCGAGAGAAAAGAAUCUAACUCUAUCCUAAGCAAUCUACUGGAUAGCAGCGGAAACUUGCCAGUUCCAAAGCUGAAAUCUCCUUUAUCGGUGGCCGAUGUUCUGUCACCGAGAAAUGUCGUGACCCCUCAGGAAGCCAUGCCCGCUAUGAUGGAUCCCAGUGCACCCAUGUUUCCUAAACCCAGCGAGAGCCCUCGCCCGUUGCCACCGCAACAGCGCGCCUCUCCAUUGCCCAUUCCUAAUCUGCCCCAACCAGCGAUGGAUAUGUUCAGCACUGUUCCGAGAUUCACCGCCCCGGUUUCCCUUCCCACUGUGCCUACACCACGGGCUGGUCUGGGUGUUACAACUCGACCACCCAGCGUAUCCGUGACGCAGAUCGCCGAUACCGUCAAGCAGCAGUUUCCCCGCCCAGGUGCUCCGGAUAUGAGACAGUUUAAUAGCCCGCUCACCGCCUCCGUACCGUCCUUUCCCCAUCCGUCAUCAGCCGGUGUCGCCCCACCGCAGGGUGGCUCUGGUCGGAUUCAUGAGGGCAAAUGUAUUGUGUGGGAAGGUAUCAUGGAGUGGGCUAGUCCGCGAGAGCGAGUGGCUGGUCAGCCGGCCACGCUUGUCCAGCAGCAGUGUGAGAUAUGGGUUCCUGCGCCAGACAUUAUAAGAGCGGAGCGAUGGCCUCCCAAACUUGGGGUACAGUUCCUCCCGAAUAACUUCAUCCAGCAUAUGAAAGCGUUCAUGGACUCGCCGAUAAAGAUUCAUUUCGCUUUUAAAUCAACAAUGCCUAAUGGAGAUGUUGCUGUACGAGAGCUGAUUGAGUACAUGCUGAAGAGGUCACCGUCGCUUGGGUGCAUCUUGAUUCCUGCAUCCAACCACAUACCGAAUUUGCACGUGGUGACCGGAUUGCACAGAGGUGAAGCCACAACGGUGGAGCUGCGAGUGAUUGUUUUUAUAUUCAAUCAAGCAGCAAAUAGCUUUCAAGGACUGAUUCCCCGGGAUCAGGUGGGAUUUGUGGACAGUCUGCGCCAGAUGCUGCAGAGCCGUGCGCAGCAACAACAACAGCAGCAUCAACAACAACAACAGCAAAAUGCUCAGAAUGCCGGUCUCCAUCAGAUGCAGCAGCAGCCGCAUCUCCAACAACAGAUGAUGCAGUCACAGCAGCAGCAACAGGCUCAACUCUCCCAGAAUUCUCAGCAGAUGCCACAGCAGUAUCGACAAAUGCAGAACAUCCAGCAGUUUAACAAUAUGGGCGGCGGCGCCAUGAAUACAAUGGGCAUGGAUUCAGGAUAUGCAAUGCAACAGCAACAAAUGCAGCAGCAGCAGCUUGGACAGUCUAUGGGCAUGAGCGGAUUUCAGACGCUUAACCCGGGAAUGGGUCAGCAGCAAAUGAUGCAGGAACCGAGUUUGCAACAGAGAUUACAGCAACAGCAGCAGAUGUUCCUCAUGCAACAACGCAAUCAACAGCAGGACCCACAGCUACGACAGUUGCUGCAGAAUGCAAGCCCCAAUAUGCAUUCGAAUAUACACUGAUAACAGAAUAUGAUGAUUCUGUUACACUGUGUGACUGUUCGUAGUUAGAAUAAAAAAAUUGCGAGUUUCAUCAAAUAUCUUUGUAUAAUUUUAUUGUGGUUCGAUCGCUAUGUGCGGGUGUCGUUGAUCGUCGAUUUCUGCAUUUUAAUGUUUUAUAUUGUUAUUGUAGCCGGUUAGCGAGUAAGUACUUGAGUUGUGUUUGAAAGUUUAAUAGUGUACAUAUUUUUGAUAGCAGAGCCCGGUGUGCAAAUUCAUUUGAUGACAGAUACGAUAUUAAAUCGCAAAUAAAACGGAUGACAG